GCGACUCAGCAGUAAACCUCCAUGGCUGACCAGAAACCGCCGGAGGCUCCCAAGGACUCGAAGCCACAUCCCCCCGGCGUCGUCCUUGGUCCAGACGGAAAACCAUGUAAACCGUGCACGGCGUUCCGCAACUGGAGGCCCGUUGCGGCUGCCAAGGCCGCGAAGCAAGGGGCGGGCGCAGGAGCGGCGGCGGCGGCGGCGAGUGGUACGGCGGCGACCCUCGUCACCGCGGACCAACCGGACGCACCCCCUGCGCACUGUCCGCCGGACGUCGAGCAGCUUGGUCGCUCGACCUGGACGUUCCUGCACACCACCGCCGCGUAUUACCCGGACCGGCCCACUCCGCUCCAGCGCGCGAACAUGCUCAACCUGCUGCACUCGCUGCCCGUGCUCUACCCCUGCUCGCACUGUGCCUCGCAUCUAGGAGAGGAGUUGAAGGCGUACCCGCCGGACGUGAGCGGCCGGAUAGGCCUCAGUCGUUGGCUAUGCGACAGGCACAACGAGGUGAACGAGCGGUUGGGCAAGCCCAAGUUUGACUGUAGCAUCAAGAGCACGGACGAGAGGUGGAAGGACGGCCCGAGCGAUGGGAGCUGCGACUGAGCGAACGCUAUACAGUUAGACGUUGCAUCAUCACUCAACCAUAUUGUCAUAUCAUGUAGCAUUACGCACUAACUAACACACCUCUCGGAAUUUGCACAAUCACCUAUCACCUUGCAGGCGCCCUGCUCAGGCAACUUGGGCGGGGGCGAUGGGCAACAACUGACGACGCC
Punctularia strigosozonata HHB-11173 SS5 is the source of this 770-nucleotide messenger RNA. Its product is annotated as FAD-dependent thiol oxidase. Gene Ontology annotation, molecular function: flavin adenine dinucleotide binding; flavin-dependent sulfhydryl oxidase activity. Gene Ontology annotation, cellular component: mitochondrion. The transcript is spliced from 2 exons. Bases 22 to 600 code for a protein of 192 amino acids. The record is from RefSeq and is a predicted model, not a curated record. Lineage: Eukaryota; Fungi; Basidiomycota; Agaricomycetes; Corticiales; Punctulariaceae.